Molecule: messenger RNA, 621 nt
Organism: Trachymyrmex cornetzi
Lineage: Eukaryota; Metazoa; Arthropoda; Insecta; Hymenoptera; Formicidae
Product: odorant receptor 13a-like
Exons: 3
Coding region: 1-621 (206 amino acids)
Biological process (GO): detection of chemical stimulus involved in sensory perception of smell; sensory perception of smell
Cellular component (GO): plasma membrane
Molecular function (GO): odorant binding; olfactory receptor activity
Source: RefSeq, a predicted model, not a curated record
AUGGCAAUGGACUGGAAGAAAAAUAGCGGUGCUGAUUUUAGUACACGUGUGAGAACAAACAAAGCCGUUCUAUCGCAGAAUUUCGCUAAAACCGUCUUUGGUAUAUUUUCGAUAGCCAUAACAUUAUACACCGCUAGCGUUUUCACUUUUGAUACAAGUAAUCUAGAAGAGACUGACCUGUCCAUGCGACCGCUUAUUCUAAAGAUGGACUUUCCAUUCAAUAGUAAUACACAAUUUGUUUAUGGGUUGGUAUUAGUUACACAAUUCUUUUGCACAGUGCUAUGUGGCUGCACUGUUGUCACGCUAAACGUUCUCCUCGUUGUCUUGGUAUUACAUUUAGCUGGCCAAAUAGAGAUUCUCGGUAGAUGGUUCACAAAAAUCGUUUCAGAGAAAAACGGACACAGGCUGAAUCUAGCAAUGAUGAGGAAAAUAAUUGAAAAACAUCAGAGUAUUAUUACCUUUUCAAAAAGAAUUGAAAAUUUAUAUUCCGAUAUUGCGUUGAUUCUGUUGGUGUCAGAUAGUUUGAUUAUGUGUUGCAUCGGUUUUGUACUGGUUACGCAACAUAGCAGCAACGUCGCUAGAAUGCUUCAAAAUAUUUCUUGCUUAUUGGGUUGUUGCUGA